Molecule: messenger RNA, 4882 nt
Organism: Homo sapiens (human)
Lineage: Eukaryota; Metazoa; Chordata; Mammalia; Primates; Hominidae
Gene: TCF23
Product: transcription factor 23
Exons: 3
Coding region: 131-775 (214 amino acids)
Biological process (GO): negative regulation of muscle cell differentiation; negative regulation of transcription by RNA polymerase II
Cellular component (GO): euchromatin; nucleus
Molecular function (GO): protein dimerization activity; RNA polymerase II-specific DNA-binding transcription factor binding; transcription regulator inhibitor activity
Source: RefSeq, marked reviewed
GAGUUGGCGCCAGCUUCCUCGGAUGUAGAUAUUGCUGGCUGGAUGACCAGCCACAGCCAGCUAGCUUGAGUCCAAGGCCUCCUCAGGCACUGUGUUUCUGCUCUGUGGGCUGCAGCCCCAGUGGGGUGGCAUGUCACAGAGGAAGGCCAGAGGGCCACCAGCCAUGCCAGGGGUGGGGCAUAGCCAGACUCAGGCCAAAGCACGGUUGCUGCCAGGCGCUGACAGGAAGAGGAGCCGCCUCAGCAGGACAAGGCAGGACCCGUGGGAAGAAAGAAGCUGGAGCAACCAGAGAUGGAGCAGAGCUACCCCUGGCCCUCGAGGGACCAGGGCUGGGGGCCUGGCUCUUGGCAGGAGCGAGGCCAGUCCUGAGAAUGCCGCGCGGGAGCGGAGCCGGGUCAGGACGCUGCGCCAGGCCUUCUUGGCCUUGCAGGCUGCUCUGCCUGCCGUGCCGCCCGACACCAAGCUCUCCAAGUUGGACGUGCUGGUGCUCGCCGCCAGCUACAUAGCCCACCUCACCCGCACACUCGGCCACGAGUUGCCUGGCCCUGCCUGGCCGCCCUUCCUGCGUGGACUCCGCUACUUGCACCCUCUCAAGAAGUGGCCGAUGCGAUCUCGUCUCUAUGCUGGAGGCCUGGGGUACUCCGAUCUUGACUCCACCACAGCCAGCACCCCCAGCCAAAGAACAAGAGAUGCAGAGGUGGGGUCCCAAGUCCCUGGAGAGGCAGAUGCUCUCCUUUCCACCACACCACUCUCACCAGCUCUUGGUGACAAAUAAUUAUCACACUCGCCCUUUUCUCCUAGACUGUGACUCAUGCUUAUGGGCCUGGAUUUUCUACCAGCCCCCAGAUUCUCAGCCAUCAGACUUGACUCAGACUCAGCUCCCAAGUUCCAGCAUGCAGACCAAGAGAAGCAGUAGCACUUCUGUGAUGGACAGUACCUAGAGGGGCACAGGUUGGAGAGCCUCCUCCUUGGUCCCCAGGAGGGGACUUCCCCAUGGCUCUUCUGUGACAGCUACUGGGAAGUGGGAGAGAAAGAGGUAUAAUUGGGCUCAAAGUUGAGGUAGGGAACCACCCUAGCUUUCUUCCCCUAAGGUUUCUACAAACCCUCUGCAGAUAGCAAAAAGGCAGGUGCAGAGGGAGGGGCCUGGGAUGGCACCAGCCCCAGGUGCUGAUGGGAAAGCCAGGUGGCCGGAUAGGCUCCUGGUAGCUCCAAGUGUAAACAGAUCUGGGCUGGGUCACACAGCCAGAGGGGAAACUGAAGAAGGAAAUGUGCUUUCUAACUGCAUCAUGAGAUGCUUACCUGAUGUUAGAGAGAUAGUGAGGAAUUCAGGAUUCCUCCCUCUGUAGUAUGGGCCUUUCCAGAAGCUGCCCCUCACCACUACAUUUUCUCUCCCUCUCGGCUCCUGCACUCUUCCACUCUUUUCUUUUCUUUUCUUUUCUUUUCGUUUCUUCUUCUUUUUAUGUAGAGAUGGGGGUCUUGAUAUGUUGCCCAGGCUGGCCUCGAACCCCUGGCCUCAAGUGAUCCUCCCACCUCAGCCUCCUAAAGUGCUGGGAUUACAGGCAUGAGCCACCAUGCCCAACCCCACUGUUUUCUUGACAUGAGUUAUAUCUACAGGUUAAGCCAUACAUCUUGCAUUGCUUACAUUCCAGUUUCCAGAGAAACUUUUAGAUAGUCCCAGAUGCCUAGUUUGAGAUCUUAACCAGAAGCAAUUCUACCUUAAUUGAACCAAGCAGCAACUUAUGGCCUUAAAUAUGAAGGAUAUUGACAGAAUCAAUUACAUCCUUGAAGGACCUUAAGAGAAGAUCAGGUAUAUAGGGGGUGAUCAUUACAGUCUUCUCUUUCCAUUAUGUUAGAAACCUGCCCUCAAGCAAAAACAAGAUAGGCCUGCCUUCAACUGCUCAACCACUCAAUUGGCUCCUUGUAAAAUUUGUGUUCGAGGCUUCCCUGGCUCUGGAGUUAUUUCUAUAGUCUAUUAGCUCCCUAGGGCCGGCUCCGCCUCAUGGAGAUCGUCCUUGGGGGCUUUCUCUAAGUCCUACCAUGGGGUGCCAGAAAUGUGAUAUAGCUUCGGUGAAACUCAUCUCUGGCCCUAAAGAAAUAACUUGAGGACUAAUCAUAGAAUCUACACACACUGAAAAUAACUUUCCAGAUCGGAUGUAGCCUCAAACCUGGCACCUGAAGUCCAGAUGGAACAAAUUACCUUUCGGUUAAAUUUCAGCCCUUCAGAGUGGGAGGGGACGGGCAUGACCAACUAGAGUCCCAACAAGGUUAUCCUUAGACACACACCAUUGUUGUUAUCAUGAAUGUAAGUGAGCUCUGGGCAGGCUGGGAAUGGUUGGGGUCUGGGUUCUGGCAUGACAGGACCCUGUACCUCCACAGGGCUGGCCAGGGCAGAGCUGAAAUAGGGCUGGGGGUGCGACUGAGCCAGUUGUGGUAGAGGUAGAAAAAGAGACACAGAACAUCCCAGCCCCGAGCUGCCUGGGAUGUGGGAGAACAGCUGGAAUGUGGAUGGGAGCCAUGGGGAGAAGGCCUCGGCCAAGGCUGAACUCGUAAAUCUGCCUUGAACCACGUCUCUGCAGAGGGACCCUGAAGAGCUUGUGCAGAGCUGAUGUGGGCAGCUGGACAGGGCCAGGCAGGGGCAGAGGCCAGGUGUGGGAGGGCAUGAGCACAGUGUUCUUCACAAGACCAUAAAAGUCCAGCUAGAAUGUACUAUUUUUAAAGCCAAACAGCAGUAUCUUCCUGGUUGAGUUCACGGGAGUGCUAGGAAGAGAAGCAGAUACAUUUCCUCCUCAGUUGGUGGCACACUUUCCUGGGGAUGAAGGGAAAUUGGCUUGGGGUGUGUGUCGGGGUCCUCUGGAUAGCAUGGAGCUUCUCCUGAUAAUAGAGUAGACUUUGGGUUGGAGCUUGCCCCACCCUGUCCUGCUCAGACUCAGGCCUUUGCCUAGUAACAUUAGAGCCCUCAGGGGUGACCGCAUGGCCCUGGUGUAGACAAGGAGGGCACAGGAAGGAUGACGCAGGUGGAGGGCUGCAGGAGGCAGGUCCCAUCGCUACAAGUUUCUCAGGGUGUCUUGGGCCCUUUCCAGGCAAAGCUGUUCUCCUUUGUGCCCAGGACAGUCGAGGGGGGUGGGGCAGAGGCCAUCUCCUCCAGCCACAGAGACCCAGCCCCGUCAGGCCAGCAAGCAAAGGGGCCUGGCAGGGGGCAGGGUGAGCCAAGGGAAGGCCUAGGGGAUGGAUGGGAAUAACCAGAGGAUGGACUGGGCCCUCCCUCCCUGACAAGCACAGUAAUGCCCUUGAGACAUGUCAGGACUUGGAUGCGUGAAUGAACCAGAAGUAACCCGCUUUGUCUCUGCAAUGAGAAAGAAAAACACAGCCAGGCUCAGUGGCUCAUGCCUGUAAUCCCAGCACUUUGGGGAGUCGAGGCGGGCGGAUCAUGAGGUCAGGAGUUCGAGACCAGCCUCGCCAACAUGAUGAAACCCCUUCUUUACUAAAAAUACAAAAAUUAGCCAGAUGUCGUAGUGGGCACCUGUAAUCCUAGCUACUUGGGAGGCUGAGGCAGGAGAAUUGCUUGAACCUAGGAGGCGGAGGUUGCAGUGAGCCAAGAUCACGCCACUGCACUCCAGCCUGGGCGACAGAGCAAGACCCCAUCUCGGGAAAAAAAAAUGAAAGAAAAAAAAAGAAAAGAAAAGAAAUAAAAGAAAAUAUGGAUGAAAACAUUUGAGCAUGGAUGACAAAUGACACUAGGGUGGCCUGGCUCAGGAGUUGGAGGCUCAGCUGCUCCAUAGGGGAUUGGCCUGGCCUACCUGGUCUUCCUGCACCACCUGCCCCAUCCCCAGGACUUGGGAUUGGGAUGGAGGUGGAGGUGGGGAACAAGACUUCCCUGCUGGCUCCCUCCACAGAGCAUGUGCUUUCUGAGGAACAGGAUGGCAGGGUGGAGGCUUAGAUGGGGCUGUGGGGCUGGGUGUGGUGGCUGAUGCCUGUAAUCCCAGCACUUUGGGAGGCCGGGGUCGGGGGUGGAUCAUCUGAGGUCAGGAGUUCAAGACCAGCCUGACCAACAUGGUGAAACCCUGUCUCUACUAAAAAUACGAAAUUAGCUGGGUGUGGUGGCACAUGCCUAUAACCCCAGCUACUUGGGAGGCUGAGGCAGGAGAAUUGCUUGAUCCCAGGAGGUGGAGUUUGCAGUGAGCUGAGAUUGUGCCAUUGCACUCCAGCCUGGGCAACAAGAGUAAAACUCCGUCUAAAAAAAAAAAAAAAAUGCGGCUGUGGGAGAAGCAGAGCUGGCCCAGUGAUUUCUUUUUUUUUGUUUUUUGAGACAGAGUCUCACUCUGUCACCGAGGCUGGAGCGCAGUGGCGUGAUCUCGGCUCACUGCAAGCUCCGCCUCCUGGGUUCACGCGAUUCUCCUGCCUCAGCCUCCCGAGCAGCUGGGACUACAGGCACCCGCCAACACGCCCGGCUAAUUUUUUUUUUUUUUUGUAUUUUUAGUAGAGACGGGGUUUCACCAUGUUAGCCAGGAUGGUCUUGAUCUCCUGACCUCGUGAUCCGCCCGCCUCGGCCUCCCAAAGUGCUGGGAUUACAGGCAUGAGCCACCGCACCCGGCUGGCCCAGUGAUUUCUAAGUAAUACAGUGGACACUGGAUUUUACCAAAUUGGGAACUAGAGAAGUAGAGGAUCUAGCCUUCUCUGAGACUCCUUUUCUCUUCCUCUGGGAGGAGCCUGGCUAGGGUGAGUCAGAUGGCACUGUCCUCUCCCUUUUGUGGCAUGAGCCCUAAACCCAGGGCCCCUAAAAGCUUAUUCUAUUCUAGAUCAAGGUAGGCAAACUAUGGCCAGUGGGCCAAACCCAGCCCCCCAUGUAUUUUUGUAAAUAAAGUUUUAUUGGAACACAUCCACA